Messenger RNA from Chaetomium strumarium, 1167 nucleotides. Its product is annotated as aspartic peptidase domain-containing protein. The transcript is spliced from 3 exons. The record is from RefSeq and is a predicted model, not a curated record. Gene Ontology annotation, biological process: proteolysis. Gene Ontology annotation, molecular function: aspartic-type endopeptidase activity. Bases 1 to 1167 code for a protein of 388 amino acids. Lineage: Eukaryota; Fungi; Ascomycota; Sordariomycetes; Sordariales; Chaetomiaceae. Gene Ontology annotation, cellular component: fungal-type vacuole.
AUGUCACCGGUCAAGUCUUUACGCUUCGCUGCGGCGAUAGCGUCGUCGGCGGUUUCCUUUGCGUGCGCUGCAGUACUCGACUUGCCCAUCAUAAUCUAUAAUGGUUAUGACAUGGUUGAGCUCGAUGUUGGCACGCCCGCACAUACCUACCGUUUUAUGUUUGACACGGGCAGUGCGUCCACUUGGAUUGUCGACAAGGAAUGCGCUGAAUCUUGCCCUAAUAUAAGCGGGUUUGAUCGCAGUCCUGGCUACGAUGUCACCAGCUCGUCCAGUGGCAAUCUCACAGAUCAGGAUGCUUCCAUCGACUACCUGGGAGGAAGGGUGGCCGGUGUUACUGCUAUCGACACUUUCAGGUUCGGAACGCUGUCAUGGAGCCAGCCCUUCAUCGCAGCCAACGAGAGCAACUGGGCCGCCCAGCCCAACCACGGCUUCAUGGGGCUUGCCUUUGGUAGCAUCGCCGUUGGUGGUGCUACUCCGGUCUUCGAGCGACUGAUGGCGAGCGGGAAGUUGGAUCGCCCCCGCUUCGGUCUCUACUACGAUCAGGACAAGUCAGACAGUCCCGAGGGGGGCCACAGCAAGGGUCGAUUGACUCUGGGUGGGUCAAGAGAGGAGGAGUAUGUUGAGGGAGAGAUGGCGACAAUCCAACUCACUCAACGCUCGGGGGACUACGAUGUGUGGAGGAGUGUUUUGCACUCCGUGAGUGGCUCAUUCACUACGGAAAACGGCACCAAGGCCGAGGCUCAGACGGACCUGUUCGCGGCUUCGGUCGUCUUCGAUACCGGUGCCUCGCACAUCUCUUUGCCCCCUGACAGCAUCGAGGCUGUCUAUGCUUCAAUCGGCAUGAACUGGACGGCACUCAUCGGAGGCGAACACAUCCCUCUCUGCACCGAGUUCAACGACACCUGGUCCAUCAGCUUCGAGGUCGGCUUCUACGGCGCCACAAAAACCAUCACCCUCACAGGCGACCAGCUGGCUCUGCCGGGUUUCGCCAACCGAGAGGACGCGUGCUGGCCGCCGUUCGAUAACCAGGGCAGCGCUGGCUUCGCCCUCAUUGGCAAGCGGCUGCUCCGCCGCUUCUAUACCAUCUGGGACCAUGGCGCCUUCCCGGUUCCGGGACAGUACACCGAGCCAACUCUUUCUUUCGGCAAACUGAAAUCCCAGAAAUGA